Zophobas morio is the source of this 1028-nucleotide messenger RNA. RefSeq names its product adrenodoxin. The record is from RefSeq and is a predicted model, not a curated record. NCBI's taxonomy places the organism in Eukaryota, Metazoa, Arthropoda, Insecta, Coleoptera, Tenebrionidae. The transcript has 2 exons. Gene Ontology annotation, biological process: P450-containing electron transport chain. Gene Ontology annotation, molecular function: 2 iron, 2 sulfur cluster binding. Bases 344 to 793 code for a protein of 149 amino acids.
CGAAACUGAUCGAAACCACUCGACACGUGCACACGUGACCUCUUUAAAUAAUUUCGCACUUUUUCUAGCCAAUAAAAUUUCACAAGCACUUGCAGACCUUACGCAACAAGUAAGAAUAAAAGCUAAAAAAAAUCAUCACAUUUCAAUUAUAAAUUCACAUUCUCGAACAUUGUGAAAGAGUUCAAACACGUGUCGACUCCUCCAUACCUGCUUACGCAUUUCAAUGUUAUCCAAAAAUCCAUUUUGCACUUGAAACCCUGAUAAAAAGCACCAGAGAUAACGUAUCUCAAUUGUAAAAUGACAAGAAUCUUCUAGGAGGUCUCAGUGUAGAGAAAAAUACACCAUGUCUUUCGUCACCCGAAUUGCUAGACACACCAUACCAAAAAUCUCCAGAAACCAGUGUCGAGUUUUCACGAACGGGGUCCCCCGUCUUAGUAAAAAACAAAUCGAAAUCACGUUUGUGAAACACGACGGCACGCAAAUUAAAACCAAAGGGGAUGUCGGAGACCACUUCUUGAAUGUAGUGAUUAAGAAUAAUAUUAAUUUAGAUGGGUAUGGCGCUUGUGAAGGCACCCUAACUUGCUCAACUUGUCAUCUCAUAUUCAAGCAGGAAGAUUACGAUAAAUUGCCUGAAGAACCAGAAGGUGAAGAAGUGGACAUGCUUGAAUUAGCCCGGGAUGUCACAGACACAUCAAGAUUAGGCUGCCAAGUUUGUCUGACUGAAAGUAUGGACGGUAUUGUGGUUAGAGUCCCGGAGGUGGUUAACGAUUUAAGGCUUCCUAGCACGUCAUGAUGGUAGUUUUAGUUGUGUAUUGUUAUAGUUUAGUGUUCCAAGGGAAAGGUUACAUGUUAUCUAGUAAGGUGCUACUUUCUUAGACUUAAGUUAAGAAUCACUCCGGCUGCAAUGGUACCUUGACUGAUAUUUUCCUUGAGGUUUUUUUUUAACAAAUGACGUAUUUUUAUAUUUAUCGUGAGAUUCUGUGCUUUAUUUUUGAUGAAGUAAAUAAAUUUACUAUUUACACAGUGUG